CAGCUCUCUGUGCUUGAGCUACAGCUUGGCGAGUCUAUGGCACCUCCAUCCUGGCGUGCCCGCGUCCGAUGACCUGCGCAUAUUCAGAAGCCUCUUAGUCUAACACACCUCUCUCAAAUACGGCGUUUCCACUCAGGACCAAGACAGUCCCUUUGCUCAGCUCUGCAGAACUAAACUUGAUCUAAUUGAUCUACCACCACCAUGUCUCGAGCCUACCAAGGUGCCGGAUCUCCAGCGCAAAACGCUCUCCAAAGUGUCGGAAACGAGAUCCCAUCAGACAUCAAAGCAGCUCAUCCACGCGGACGUCGUAACCAUACUUCCGCCGAACGCAAAUACCGAGACGGGCUGAAUCAAAGCAUUGGAAGUCUAAGUGUCUUGAUCGAAGAGAUAGUCAGCAAGGACCCGGUUUUCGAUCUGCAAACAAUCGACAAACCAAGCAAAACCACCACUCUGUGCGCUGCUGCAGAGAUGAUCGAUCGCCUGCAAGUUGCGAUCAAGGCAGAGGCAGAUCUCAAUCUAAAGCUCGAAUCGGAAUUCGACAGCGUUGCUGAUCAGGUGCAAUGUGAUGAGUGUCCAGUGGCAAGGCUGAUCAAUCAGAAGUCAAAGGGUGAAGGUCUUGCAGGAGUGGAUUCUGUUGAAGAUCUGGAGUUUGCAUAUAAAUAGUAUGGGAGAUAAGAGAGCAUUCGGCAGGAUCACAACACCAACUCCUUACUA
Messenger RNA from Aureobasidium subglaciale EXF-2481, 714 nucleotides. RefSeq lists its product as uncharacterized. Gene Ontology annotation, molecular function: protein dimerization activity. The transcript has a single exon. NCBI's taxonomy places the organism in Eukaryota, Fungi, Ascomycota, Dothideomycetes, Dothideales, Saccotheciaceae. The coding region runs from base 202 to 663 and encodes 153 amino acids. The record is from RefSeq and is a predicted model, not a curated record.